GAGCCGGUGGAAGUGCUGCUGGGGGAGCCGCGGUGCCCAGAGGCAGCGGAAAGAGGUGGGACCUGGAGGGGCGAGCCCGUGCCCUGCAGCGCAGACCCUUGGCUGCACCGCUCCCGGCUUCGUGUCUCCCCUCUCCCGGCGGCAGGGACCAGGGCUGAGCCGCCGCCGCGAAAGCAGCACCAUGUGAGCGGGACCUGUGCCGCGGCCGCAGCGGGCACGUCGAGGAUGUGAAGAGCCGCCCGCAUCCUGCACCGCCCGGCCGCCCGCCCCCCGCCACUGCCCAGCCGCCGACUCGUCGGUGCUCAGCGCUACCCGCGCCAGCAUGACCGAGGUGAAGGCCAAGGAGCCCACAGCGCCUCCGCCUGCCAGAGACGGGGCGGUCCUGCUGCAAGGACAGCCCGGCCGAGACCCCUUCCGUAGGGAAGCGGAACCCAUUGACAUCUCCCUGGACGGGCUGCUCUACCCCAAGAGCAGCGACGAGGAGGAGGACGAGGAGGAGGAGGAGGAGGAAGGGGAGGAGGAGGAAGAGCCGCGGCAGCAGCAGCUGGGACAGGAGGAGGGCCGGUACUCCUUCUCUUACCGACCGGGGAGCGGCUCCCUCUCGGACAAGGACUCUCUGGACACCGUCCUGGACACCUUUCUGGCUCCCACGGCUCAUGCCAGCUCCGCCGUGGCCGCGACGCCCUGGUCGUUCUUCGAGGUGGAGACAGCGGAGGCGCCCGACGGCCCGAUGAGCCGCGGCCCCUCGCAGAAGGCGAGCGAAGCGGCUCCAGAGGCGCCCGGUCCAUCGCAGCCCCCGCCGCGGCCCGCCCCGCUCUGGCCUCCCGGCGAUGCCCUGACUGCCACCAAGCUGCCGUCGGGGGGCGGCGCGGAGGGUCCCGCCGCAGCCCCCAAGGACGAUGCCCCGGGGCUUGUGGCGUUGCCUGGCGGGUCCCGGGAAGGGGACCCGGGGCAGGAAUACCUGCACGUGCCGCUUCUGCCCCUCAAUUCGGCCUUCCUGGCCUCCCGCACGCGGCAGCUGCUGGACGGGGCGGAGUACGAGGGCGGCGGGGUGCCGCGAUGCUCGCCCCCCGCCCCGGACCUGCCGGGGUACGGCUUCCCCACGGGGGAUGCCAAGGAAGGGUCCUUCGCCUACGGCGACUUCCAGCCCGUCCUGAAGAUCAAAGAGGAGGGUCUCGGCCUCGCCACCCGGUACCCGGCUGGCAGGGCCACCCCCGCGGCAGGCUGCUCCGACUACCCCUCGGCUCCGCGGGCCGGGCAGGAGUCCUCGCUGGAGUGCGUCCUCUACAAGGCGGAGCCCACCCUCCUGGCCAGCGCUUAUGGGCCGCCGGCUGCGCCCGACAGCCUCCCUUCCACCUCAGCCGCGCCGCCGGGGCUCUACCCGGCCCUGGGGCUCAACGGGCACCAGCCGCUGGGCUUCCCGGCCGCCGUGCUGAAGGAGGGCUUGCCCCAGCUGUGCCCCCCCUACCUCGGCUACGCGCGGCCAGAUACAGAAGCCAGCCAAAGUUCUCAGUACAGUUUUGAAUCACUACCCCAGAAGAUUUGUCUCAUCUGCGGUGAUGAGGCUUCUGGUUGCCACUAUGGAGUACUUACCUGUGGAAGCUGUAAAGUCUUCUUUAAAAGGGCAAUGGAAGGGCAGCACAACUAUUUGUGUGCUGGAAGAAAUGACUGCAUAGUUGAUAAAAUCCGUAGGAAGAACUGUCCAGCAUGUCGCUUGAGGAAGUGCUGUCAAGCUGGUAUGGUCCUGGGAGGUCGAAAAUUGAAAAAGUUUAACAAAAUUAAGGUUGUGAGAACGUUAGAUGUUGCACUCCAGCAGCCAGCAACCCUUCAAGAUGAAAGCCAGUCUUUAACCCAAAGGCUGUCCUUUUCUCCAAAUCAAGAAAUACAGUUUGUUCCCCCAAUGAUAAGUGUUUUACGAGGCAUUGAGCCAGAAGUUGUCUAUGCUGGUUAUGACAAUACAAAACCUGAAACACCAAGUUCCUUGCUGACCAGUCUAAACCAUCUUUGUGAGAGGCAACUUCUUUGUGUAGUCAAGUGGUCUAAAUUGCUACCAGGAUUUCGGAAUUUACAUAUUGAUGAUCAGAUAACCCUCAUCCAGUAUUCCUGGAUGAGUCUAAUGGUUUUUGCAAUGGGAUGGAGAUCAUACAAACACGUCAGUGGUCAGAUGUUAUAUUUUGCACCAGAUCUGAUUCUAAAUGAACAGAGGAUGAAAGAAUCAUCGUUCUAUUCCCUGUGUCUGUCGAUGUGGCAACUCCCACAGGAAUUUGUGAGACUUCAAGUUAGCCAAGAAGAGUUCCUAUGUAUGAAAGCACUGUUACUUCUCAACACAAUUCCUUUGGAAGGUCUAAGGAGUCAAAGCCAAUUUGAUGAGAUGAGAACGAGUUACAUUAGAGAACUGGUGAAGGCAAUUGGUUUGCGCCAGAAAGGUGUUGUGGCCAACUCACAACGUUUCUAUCAACUUACAAAACUGAUGGAUUCUAUGCAUGAUCUAGUGAAACAGCUCCAUCUCUUCUGUUUGAACACAUUUCUCCAGUCCCGUGCACUGAGUGUUGAAUUCCCCGAGAUGAUGUCAGAGGUGAUUGCUGCCCAGCUACCCAAGAUUCUAGCAGGGAUGGUGAAACCUCUUCUUUUUCACAAGAAGUGAAAAGUCUUCUCUUAUCAUAGAGGUGAUUUCUGGGUCAUUUUUUGUUUGUUUAUUUUGGUCAAGAUUUUGCAACAUCAGGACGUCAGUAUAUUUGUCAUACUUACCUUGCCUCCUGCUGUAUACUUGUAACAUACACAAGCCAUUUAAGCUUGUUGUAUAUAUUGUGGGUUUCUGAUUCCUUAACUGCAAAAAUCACAACAGUCAUAAGAAAUGUUUGGUAAACUUGGCUAGUCUGCUUUUUAGAUAUGCAUAUGGAUGACAGUGAAUAGACUUUCCGGAUUUCUAACAACAGUUAUACAUUUUUCUUACAUGUUGCACGCUCUUGAAUUUCUGAUAUGACAUGGUGCAAACUUUUUACUUUAGUACAUUGUGUGCUUGGGUACCUGUGGGUAUGUGCAUAACACAAUAUUUUUUAGGAAUUAAAAUAAAUAUUGCCCACAUUUUCUCAUGGAUAUUUAACUUUUUAUUAACUAAUUAGCCUCACAGAAACAGCCUUUCAAAGUCAGCCAUCCAGGAUUAAGCACACAUUACUGCAGUACCUUCAUGAGUAACUGAAGCUCUAGGCAUACACUAUAACACUAUAUAUUCAUAUUCUUGUCUAUGCUCAUGAUGCAUUGAAAUUCUGAGUCCAGCAUACUGUUUUCUACAGCGUUCAGUGCAGCUCUCCUUCAAAAAUCAGAAAUCUUAGGAAAAUUUCAGUGUAUAUUACACCAGAAGUAAUGUGUAUGCAAACCCACUAAGCUUUGGUUUGUGUUAUUUUCCUCAGAAGUCCAGCACUUAUUAAAGCUAAAUCACUUAGCUGUAAUCAUAAAUUCAUCAGCUAUAACAUUCUGUAUUUCAGAAGCUUUAAAUCGAGAUGUUUUCACUGACUACAGCUCUUAAUAAUCUUAAUGUUUUGAACUCCAGUGCUGAAUACUCAGAAGGCCAUUAGCAUCAAAUUAGAAUGAGACUAAAUGCAAAAAGAAAUGGAAAAGAUGACUGCAAAUAUUUUGAUACAACCAGACUCAUUUCAGUACUAUUUAGUGGAGCUAUGUAUUUUAUAUUUUAAAUGCAUGCCAUUAUAAUUGGGGUAACUGUAAAAGAGGAGUUGAACUAAAUUAGCUUUAUACAUUCAAGAGGAAUGAUGUUCUACCAUGGAAAUGAAUAUUUUACUGAAAAAUUACAACGUGGUGGUGUUUGUUCCCUUGAUAUGGAUAUGAAGCAACUCAUGCAUUUAAGGCACGUAAAUUGUAAAUUGUAGCCAUAUUCGAACAACAGAGAAACAGAUAAAGCUUAAGAAGAAUUUAUGAGUCUAUUAAAAUAUGAAAAAUUAUGCCAGUCACUGGAAAUGAUACUUAAAUGUAGGAAAUGGUGAGUUUUGGAUACUUGCUGGUUGUAGGCUUUUGCUUACCCAUUACAUGUUGGAUGCAUCAAUUGUGUGAGCAUGUACUGUUGGUGGUGUGUAGCUUGAUCUGUACAGACAUACCCUUGUCACAUGAACAGAGGCCCAUGGGACAUAAAUUCAGUAUCCCUGGUUAAACCAGGGUGCCCCUCAUUAGAAGUAUAUGAUGUUACUUGUUCAUAAAAAUUACCUCUUGAUUCUUGAAAAAAAUGUUGACAAUUGACAACUAAAGGUAUAUCUAAAGGUAUCCUAACUGGUCAUAAUUUCCAAAAGCCAAUGAAGAAGAAGCUACAUUACAACUGGGGAUAAAACAUUUUAUAUAUUUCCCACAUAGUAGUACAAAACCCACUAGAGUUGAUGUAAAGAUGUGGCCCUCAAUAAGUGGUAUAGGCAGACUUUUGUGUUAUUUGACUGGGUUUAUCAUUUCUGACUGCCUAGACAAGCAAUUUCUUUCAUAUUCAGUACAGUCUGACUUUUAACUGUGAUCCUUAAAGCAAUUAUGUUUUAAUAAAUGCCACAAAAUUCUUUGUUUCUAAAUACUGAAGUUUUGUUUUAUUUAUUUUAAUUUGUGUUUGCAUUCAGUAAUUGUGGAUCUCUGUAAAAAAAUCCAUUUCAACCAUUCCAAUUUUGUGUAACAACAUUUCCAUGCAUUCUUUUGGAAUUCAAGCAUUGCUACAUGAUUUACCAUUGAAUAAACAGACUGUCUACGUUACUGUUUAGAUUAAACUGUUAACAGAAACUUCCCACACUAAAAAUUACUCUUCAACACCCUAAUUCUGAAAUCAGAAGGUAGAACAGGCAGUAUGUUUCCCUUAGGAAUGCACAAAUCAGCCUACGCCUGCCUUUUACUUAAUCCCUAACUGACUGACAUGUCACCGUGUCCCAUAAAUAUGGCAGACUAGUCUGAAAUACACUAUACUUGUCUCAAAGGCAUAGUGAAAAAGGAAGAAAAUAUAUCUUUUGGGAAUAGAUAACAAAGAUUAAAAACAUUUUAAAAUUAUAUUUCUCAAAGGUCUCUAACUCAUGGAAAAAAUUCCCAGAAUUUCAUAGUCAUGCUAAAUGCACUAUACAAGAUAGAAUGAGUUUGGCUAAUUGUGGCUGCUAUAUUAAUUUGAAAGUCCUGUGUUCAUUAUGCGAUUAUCUGAAGUUCAAAAAAAACCUUUUAAUUUGAGAACUUCCAGAUUUGACCCCAGUUUAUAAAAUUGCCUUUAGUCUCCAUUUUGAUAUUGUGAUUUGCUCUGGGUUACACAGACACCAUGAGCAGUGAAAAACGACUUGGGGCUGCUAGUUGACAUGAACAUGAACAUGAACUAGCAGUGUGCCCAGGUGGAAAGAAGGCCAAUGGCAUCCUGGCCUGUACCAGCAAUAGUGUGGCCAGCAGGACCAGGGCAGUGAUUGUCCCCCUGUACUCGGCAGUGGUGAGGACACACCUCAAAUCCUGUGUUCAGUUUUGGGUCCCUCACUUCAAGAAAGACAUUGAGGUGCUGGAGUGUGUCCAGGGAAGGGCAAUGGAGCCAGUGAAGGGGCUGGAGCACAGGUCUUAAAAGGAGCACCUGAGGGAGCUGGGGCUGUUUAGACUGGAGUAAAAGGAGGCUGACAGGAGACUUCAUUGCUUUCUACAAUACCUGGAAGGGAAUUAUAGGAAGAUGGGGGUCAGCCUCUUCUCCCAGGCAACUAGUGACAGGAUGAGAGGAAAUGUCAUCAGGCUGCACCAGGGGAGAAUCAAGUUGGACAUCAGAGAGAAUUUCUUCACUAAAAGUGUGGUUAAGCAUUGGAAUGGGCUGCCCAGGGAAGUGGUGGAGUCACUGUCCCUGGAAGUGUUCCAAGAAAUGACUGGACAUGGCACUUGGUGGUGUGGUUUAGUUGACAAGGUGGAGAGCAGUCAAAGCUUGAACUCAAUGAACUUGGAGGUCUUUUCCAACCUUAAUGAUUCUGAUUCUAUGAUUCUACGAACACAGAUUGAAACAUCAGAUUGCUUUCUUCCCUAUAGAAAUCUUGUGUACUGUGACUUUUCAACACUGCAACAAUGUUCAGAGAGCAAUUAUCUCAUUGUUUUACCAAGUAUGAGGCUUAAUAGUUGUCUGUGUUUCUCUGCAUUAAUAUUUGUUUAAAGAUCAAAGCAUUUUUUGACCUGAGCUUUAUUAAGAGGCGUAAAUAAAACAUCUUGUAGUGCUUCUCAAUAUAUUGAACAAGGCAAAACCGCUGGAUCUUCUUAUGCCGCAUUUUGCACAAUUGAAAUAAGAGGUUUCAGCAGAUGGAAUUUUUUGUUUUCUGACAUUUAUGAUGUGCCUAAUUAUAUUUUAAAGGUAUGAAACCUGUAGUUCUAAUUAGAAUGCUUGCCAGCCAUCUUCUACAGGUUUUUGCCCAAGCUAUCACUAAAAGUUCUCCAUACACUAAAUAUGUAAGCAGUGCCUGACACUAAACUUCAGGUCUGUACAGUUGAGGUACUUUUGACCCAAGCCCUUCAGCAUUGCCUUCUGCUGAUACUUCAGUGAAGCAAAACAACCAAGUCAUCAGUUUUCUUUGAGCUCUGCUGUUGUGAUUCUGCUCUGUAGAGGCAUCACAUUUAUAGUUUUUAAGUACAGUUUAGGAGAUUGAAGUGCCUCGCCAUGGCAGCCCACCUAUGUUUGGAGAGCUGUGACAAUGCAGUGCAGAGAAGAGGAGACCUCCAGCCCCAGCAAGCUGCCCUCUUUGUCUAGAAGCUGCUUCGCAGUUGUGCUUGCUGUGGUACAAGAAACACAAAAGAUCAAACACUUGGCUCAUGUUUUCAACAAUCUCAGCUGAACAUACAGUUUUGACCAGCCUUUAGGGAAGGGGGGAUGUGGGUUCCUUAAUAGCUAGUCUAUGACAGAGGGAAAUGUCAUCUGAGAAACUUUCAGUAAAUUUCAUGGGGUUUUGGAAUGGCCUGGUUACAUGUAUGCAUAAUAAACAGAAGCUUAGGUAUUUUUGAACUGCAGCUGUUUCUUCAGCUGCACUACAGUUAUGAUUCUUGUGCUCUAUCUACAAUAGAGAAAAUGGGACUUAAAUUUGUAUUUUCUGAUCAGUCAAUGCCUUAUUAGUACCUUAGCUGGUGUCUUUUCUUUCUUUUCAAGGACAAUUAUGUGUCUAUUUCAAUUGUAAUUUUUGGGAAGAUAAACUGCUUUCCUGUGUUCUUGUCUACAUCCAAAUAUUUAUCUCAGUUUUCAGUAAUCUAUCAGUAGCAUGAAAAGUAGGGAUCCUGCAGCGAUCUUUCCUUCCCAUACUCUCCUACCUGCACAAACUUAAGGUUACUUUAGCUGCAGAGCAGGAGGGGAUGGGGCUGAUUCUACCCAUGCAGCACUGCAGCUCCAAGAUCACGUUUUUUCCCUUACAUGCUGUUUGUGGCACGCUGACCUUUCUUUCCUUCCAAGAAAUCAGCUUACAGCCACAGAGCUAAUAUACAAAGCCCUCCCAUCUUUCCAUGGCUCAUAAGCCUGUGUGCAUACUGCCAGGCUAGAUUGUCAGCAUUGCUGGAUUUAUUGGCUUGUACUGCUUUGUGUCAUGGUGACCUGGCUUGAACAGAAGGUUUGUUUUUAGUUCAGUUCUCUUUUUCCCCUUGGAAAAUGAAAAGGGAAAAAGGAAUAUUUUAGGUAUUUUUUUGCUGUAAAAUUUAUGGGGUUUUUUUCCAAUGAAUGUUAUUAAUUUAUUGGGUUGACAUUAUUUGCAUGGAGAAUAGUACUGUAGCUUCUCAGAUGCUUGGACAGAAACAUGAAGUAAAAGGUGACUGCAUAGAUAUUAAUAACUAAGUUAAAAUUUAGCUGCCUGUUUGCCUUAAAGAAAAAAUAAAUAAUCCUCAGAAAAUAGUCCUUCAGUGCUGUUGGAACUAAUUCAGCAGCUGCAUAACUUUAAGUACAUGAGCAGUGCCGCACCCUUGAUGUAUUUUUUUGCUCACAUUUAGGAAUUUUUUUCCUGAGUUGAGCCCACAGUGCUCUGUAUGAGGUAUUUAAAGCAAAUAAAGUAUAUAAAAAAGUAGUGAGCUUACAUUUAAUUCUAGAAUAUCCUUCAAAACUCGCAACAUUUCUGUUUCUUGCCAGUGUGGGGUGGGCUCAUUAUAAAAAUACCAUCAUGAGUCUUUUAGCCGUAGAUAAUUUUUUUUCUGACCAUGAAAAUUAAGUUACCUUUUCACCUCUGCAGGUACAAUAGUUCCACCAAUUAAGCAUUCAGGCAUAUCAGUGAGGAAGUUCUCACAGUGUCAUUUAAAUAGUCUCACUCUAUUGCAUUUUCCCACACUCAAUUUAAAUACCCACCCAGCCAGUUCAUUACUAAAAUCUCUUUUUGCUGUGUUGAGGGAAAAAAGAAAUACAUCAUUGUCAGGAAUUCAGAAUACUGCAUCAGUGAGCUUCACAGCUGCGUACUUUCAAAGAGGAGGCUAGAUUGGAUGAAAAACAGCUAGUGAGCACAAAAAGCGUCUUUGACAUCAAAUCAGAAAUAGCUGGGCAGACUAGUAGAGAUGCUUUUGUGUUUUACAGGUGAGAUUUAUAUGAAUAUCACCAUAAGUUGCUCAUUCCAUCUUGGAUGUACAAUUUUCACAUGUGCCUAUUUUUCUAGAUACUAAUAGAGCAAUGCUUUUACACUUCAUACCCUGUAUUGUUGGUUUAUGUCCAGCCUGAGACUCUAACCUGUGAUGUCUCCAGUUGAGAAUAAUGUUCUCAUCAUGGCACUGCUCAAAGAAACUGAUUUAUUCUGGCAAGACUGUUUUGAGCAUGAAUAUGGAAGCACAUUGAGCAAUAUGGAUCAUGAAUAAGGAAAGCACCAAACCAACAUAUGCAUGACAGUACGCAUCCAGAAAGGUGUGUAAGUGGCCUUAGAGUACUUGAAAAAGAAACACCCAGCGACCUGCAACCACUAUGCAGUUUUAAAAGUAAAUUUUUUUUCAAAGGAAUAUACAGCUACAUUAUUUAGUGCAUGAAUAAGACUCAUUUUAUACUAAAAUUAGAAGGAUCUCUAAUUAAUUUCCAAAAGAAAGGAAGCUCCAAGGAGUUACAUAAUAUUUGAAAACCAUAAAUCUGUGUAUUUUAUAAGUUCCUCCAAAUGGACGCAUCCAUUCAAAAGGCAUUUAACUACAAUUAUUGCCAACUUAUAGGAAAGGAAAAACCAACUCUAUGAAUAACAGCGUUUCAUGCACUAUUUUUUCUGACAAUAUAUGUCCUUUGUAUGAAUGCAUUUUUAAACGUAGCAUCAUAAUUCACUUUAUGCAUCAUCAUAAUACAAAAGCAGUUUGAGUGGAAUGAGUUUUCACGUGCACCUCAGAGUCAGUAAGGGUCACAGCCUUGGUGUUCAAGGAAGGAAUUGAAACAUUGGGCUAGCAGGUGGCAGACUGUUACAUGUAGGAAUCUUCCUUUUGUUAGAAAUAUUUGGAGUUGUUGUGUCUGAAAUAGGGACAAAGAUGUCUGUAGUGCAAUUAAUAGGUCACUGAUACGUAAAAUGUGGAUUUUGCUGGUCCACAUAAGCAUAUUCUAUUAUAGACAAAGUACAAGACACUUGACAAAAAUUAUACAAUGUUAAAUAGAAAAAAAUGUGACAUAAUACCAUCAGGACAGACUCCCAGCCUGACUGUGGGCCAUUAACACACAAUGGAUGAGAAUAUUGUCUUUUGGGACUGUCAUCACUGCACAUCAAGCGUUGGUCACCUGACGAUGACAAGGCUUUUCGCUUAAAAAUUCAGAAGUUUUGUAAUCCAAAGCAGAGCUUACAAUAGAGUCAUGCUGUGAGUUGGCCAGUUCACUUCUUAACAAUAAUUUCACAGGAUCACGCACCCAAUUGCUAUUAGAUGUGGUUCAUAGUGAUGGCUACAGCCAGCUUAGAUUUUACUGGGAGACAGAAACUGCUCCCCUUUCUCAAGCUUCAAAAUACAGCUUCAUGUGUCUGUUUGGCUGCCCACAACCAAAAGGUUGCACAAAUGAUUAAAACACAACAUUUAAAAAAAAAUAAAAAUCCAAACAUCUGAAAUUCUGAAAAAAUUACUUCACGAAGAUUUUCAUUUAAAGUAUCCUUAAAGCCUUCCCUGAAGACAGCUAUUAAUGUUAAGAAAAACUACAUGAUAGAGAAAAGCACAACCUAAGGUUGGGCACUCUAGUAUGCAUGACAUGUUACAGUUUCUGAAUUUCACACAACCUCUAAAUCCCAGUUCCCAUAUUUGUAAAACAUUUAUUCUCCCCUCCUUCCCAUGCCUUCAACACACUUUCUUUCCCAAUGAGUUACUGGGAUAUGUAAUGCAUUAACACUUUGCAGAGACUUUGUAAUCCUAAAUGGAAAAAAUAUGUAGAAAGCCAAAUAAUCCUUAAGUUUGAGAUAUGUUUGGACUGAUGCUCAUAUUUCUCUGUAUUUAACAUUCAGGAUCAUGAUGGAUAUAAUUUACAAUUUGCUGCCAUUGUUUUUAUUUUUGGAAAAAAAAGGGGCUUGUAUAAGAUUUCUGUAUUUUCCUCUUGUGAAGAGAAGCUUUCAUCUAUAUAUUUGUACACCUGAAAUAAUAGCUUUCAAGUAUUUUUGUAAAAGUGUUGUCUAGCUAGGUUGUGUCAUGUCCAAUAAACUGGGGAUAUGCUUA
Molecule: messenger RNA, 10587 nt
Organism: Pseudopipra pipra
Lineage: Eukaryota; Metazoa; Chordata; Aves; Passeriformes; Pipridae
Gene: PGR
Product: progesterone receptor
Exons: 9
Coding region: 323-2644 (773 amino acids)
Biological process (GO): nuclear receptor-mediated steroid hormone signaling pathway; regulation of transcription by RNA polymerase II
Cellular component (GO): nucleus; chromatin
Molecular function (GO): nuclear receptor activity; zinc ion binding; steroid binding
Source: RefSeq, a predicted model, not a curated record